Messenger RNA from Sclerotinia sclerotiorum 1980 UF-70, 1473 nucleotides. RefSeq lists its product as hypothetical. The record is from RefSeq and is a predicted model, not a curated record. The coding region runs from base 1 to 1473 and encodes 490 amino acids. Lineage: Eukaryota; Fungi; Ascomycota; Leotiomycetes; Helotiales; Sclerotiniaceae. Gene Ontology annotation, molecular function: DNA binding. Gene Ontology annotation, cellular component: nucleus. The transcript has a single exon.
AUGGAAACUCGAGCAAAUGGGCAUAAAAUAACUGAAUUAGAAGAGAAAGUGCUUCUUCAGUAUAUAAUUGAUAUGGAUGAUAGAGGGUUUGCACCUAAAUUGAGUGGUGUGGAAGAUAUGGCGAAUUAUAUUCUUCAGUCGCGAGGGGCAAAGAAGGUUGGAAAGCUCUGGGCUCAUCGAUUCGUAAAGCGUCAUACGGAAUUAAAGAUGCGUUUUAAUCGCGUUUAUGAUUUUCAAAGGGCUCUCUGCGAAGAUCCUAAACUUAUUGAAAGGUGGUUUCAAGUGGUAUUGAAUAUGCGAGCGAAAUAUGGUAUUCAGGACUGCGAUUUCUACAAUUUCGACGAAACAGGCUUCAUGAUGGGGAUUAUAGUUGCCUGUAUGGUUGUAACUAGUGCUGAACGAAAUGGCAGAAGCAAGGCAAUACAACCAGGCAAUCGAGAAUGGGCUACAGCAAUUAUAUGUGGUAAUGGAGAGGGUGAAACUAUACCUCCAUUUCUGAUAGUUCAAGGACAAGUCCACCUUUCGAAUUGGUAUACCGAAACCGAUCUUCCUGCAGAUUGGGCUAUUAAACCUACUUCCAAUGGAUGGACGAAUAAUGAGACAGGGUUAGAAUGGUUAAAGCAUUUCGAUAAACAUACUAUUCAUCGAAGAAAGGGCAAAUAUCGAAUGUUAGUACUGGAUGGACACGAAAGUCAUGAAUCAAUACCUUUUCAGUCAUAUUGCAAAGCAAAUGAUAUAAUAUGCAUAAAGCUACCAGCGCAUUCUAAUCAUUUAACUCAACCAUUCGAUGUUGGAUGUUUUAGUGUCCUGAAACGCUCGUAUGGUAGUCAAAUUGAUGGAUUUAUCAAGGCACAUAUCAACCAUAUCUCUAAGGUUGAAUUCUUUAUAGCUUUCAAAGCUGCAUAUCAACAAUCAAUUACAUCUCAGAAUAUAAAAGCUGGGUUUCGAGAAACUGGAUUAAUACCAUUUAAUCCUGAAGCUGUACUCUCAAAGUUAGAUAUUCGAAUUCAUACACCUACUCCCCCCCCUCUCAAUAUAGAUCCUUGGAUCUCUCAAACACCUCACAAUCCAACUGAAGCUCUUUCUCAAUCAACUUUAGUAAAAUCUCAAAUAAGUCGUCAUCAAUCAAGCUCUCCUACACCUAUAUUCGAAACUGUACUAGCUCUAGCUAAAGGUACAGAGAGAUUAGCACAUGAGAAUACACUUUUAAGUGCAGAAAAUCGUACACUUCGGAAGGCAAACGAGGCAUUAAGCAAACGUCGACGCGCAAAAAAGAUUCAAUUACGGCAAGGAGGAGUGCUUACUGGACAAGAGGCUCUUGAUAUAUUAUCUCAACAAGAGGUUGAUGUUCAGAUUCAACGCGACGAGCGUCAAAAGAGGGGGAAUUCUAACGGGGAAGCAUCUUCUAGUCGAUGCUGUAGUACACAUGUGGGAGAACUGGUCACAAUUCAAGAACUUGUCAAAAUAGUAUAA